ACCAUAUCGGAAGCCCUAAAAAAAUACCUCUCCGACGUUGAUGGGAUAAUCGGUAUUUAUGUGUCCGACAAGGAUGGCGCUAGAAUAGCUGGCGCUUCAAUUGAUGAGGUACCUGAGCAGGCUUUCUUAAACUAUGUUGUCGCCUCUUUCAUUGGAUCAAUACAACAGGCAAAUAAAAUAGGCCUCGGGGAUUUGUCAUACAUGGUCACUCGCUAUCAGGAUAUGACC
Messenger RNA from Dibothriocephalus latus, 228 nucleotides. Lineage: Eukaryota; Metazoa; Platyhelminthes; Cestoda; Diphyllobothriidea; Diphyllobothriidae. The record is from the annotation of a GenBank genome assembly.